AUUCCCGAUGACUUCCUCUAUCUCAGCCUGGAUUUGGAGUGAGAAAUUUUGGCUUCCCGAAAAUGUUACAUGGGCAGACAUGGAGCGUCCACCAUCUGGUGUGGAGUAUCCCCGACUGGGACACCUACUGUACGCCUUGCCUCUGGCUGUCGGAGUUUUAUUUCUAAGGCUCCUUUUUGAAAGGCUAGUGGCCAAGCCCUGUGCCCACAUACUUCAGAUUCAGGCAGGAGUGCCUCGAAGAGCUCAGCCCAAUGAUGUCCUGGAGAGGGUGUUUCAGUCCAAAACGUGUCCAGACCCGAGACAACUGGAGGGACUGUCAAAGCAGCUGGACUGGGACGUACGGAAAAUCCAGAGAUGGUUUCGUGUCCGUCGGAACCAAGACAGGCCUAGUAUGCAGAAAAAGUUCUGUGAGAGCAUGUGGCGAUUUACUUUUUACCUGGGGAUUUUUAUCUACGCCAUUCGCCACUUGUGGGUGUCACCUUGGAUGUGGGAUAUCAGACAGUGUUGGCACAACUAUCCUUUUCAGCCUUUAAGCUCUGGACAGUACAACUAUUAUGUAGCUGAGCUGGCUUUCUAUUGGUCUCUGAUGGUGUCCCAGUUCACUGACAUUAAACGUAAGGAUUUCAUGAUCAUGCUUGUACACCACCUGGCCACCAUAAUGCUCAUCACAUUCUCCUAUGGCAACAACAUGCUAAGAGCUGGCACACUGGUCAUGUGUGUGCACGAUGCAUCCGAUAUCUUCCUUGAGGCUGCCAAGUUGGCCAACUAUGCCAAGUACCAGAGGCUCUGUGAUGGCCUGUUUGUGGUGUUCAGCAUAAGCUUUUUCCUAACUCGACUUGUCAUCUACCCUUUCUGGAUUGUUAACAGUGUUCUGUUUGAGAGCUGGGAGAUCAUUGGGCCAUACCAGGCCUGGUGGUUGCUUAAUGGGUUGCUGCUGCUGCUGCAGGCUCUUCACAUUAUCUGGUUCUACCUCAUUGCUCGCAUUGCUAUCAAAGCCAUAUUCAAGGGAAAGGUGUCAAAAGAUGACCGCAGUGACGUUGAGAGCAGCUCAGAUGAGGAAAUUUAUUCUAACUCCAGUAAAAAUUCCAGUGAGAACCCAAAACCAAAGGACAGCAGUCGGAGUGGUAACCUUAAUGGAGAAACUCAUGACCACUGAGCACCAUGAGGGACUAUCUACUCCCAGUGUGACUUUUAUUCACCUUCUGUGUGCCUGUGUUCCGCUUUGUCACUUUGACCCCCUGAGAAGACUUUAAAAAGAUCUGCUGGGCUGCUCAGAAGGACCAGUUGGAUACAGAGGAAGUCCAUAUGUGGAAUACAAACUUGCCAUUGUCUUACUGAGUCAGGUUUACACUGUGUGAAGUUUACACCUGCUUUUUGCUUACAACAGUAGACAGAGAAAUGUGUGUGGUCUGUCUGGACAGACAGUGUGUGUGUGUGUGUGUGUGUUUGUGGUACUGUAUUGUACAGCUGUAAAACAAAUCACUUCAUCUGCCUUACUGCAGAUAUUUCUAAAAACGCCAAAGGUUUUUAAUAAAACAUGACUGUACCGAACCC
This is a messenger RNA of Scatophagus argus, 1554 nucleotides long. RefSeq names its product ceramide synthase 5-like. The transcript has 10 exons. Gene Ontology annotation, molecular function: DNA binding; sphingosine N-acyltransferase activity. Gene Ontology annotation, cellular component: membrane. NCBI's taxonomy places the organism in Eukaryota, Metazoa, Chordata, Actinopteri, Scatophagidae. Gene Ontology annotation, biological process: ceramide biosynthetic process. The record is from RefSeq and is a predicted model, not a curated record. The coding region runs from base 8 to 1156 and encodes 382 amino acids.